UCUAAUCUAGGGUUUCCCUCUCUUUCCUAUACAUCUUCAUUUUCUCAGUCCGAUCAGUUCCUUUUCGCAAGUUACUAAUUCAUCACUAUUUACUUUAGACCAUUCGAAUUACGAUUCAGAAAAAAUGGCUAUUAAUCUGUCGGAAGGUUCUAUAGCGAUGAUGUCUAGCGGAGAAACCGAAGGGGUGGAUUUGAAUCCGGUGGUUCAAAUCGCUGAUUUGAAGCUGGUGAAUACGCAGAAUCAGGCUUCGGAGAGGUAUCGUCUUCUUUUAUCAGACGGAAAGCAUCUUCAACAGGGUAUGCUUGCUACGCAGAAGAAUGAUUUGGUUAGAUCUGAGAAACUGCAGAAAGGAUCUGUUGUUCAAUUAAAGCAGUAUAUUUGUAAUGUUAUACAGGGGCGGAUGAUCAUUAUUAUUAUUGAUUUGGAUGUGAUACUUGAGAGGUGUGAUCCAAUAGGUGAACCAAAGCAAUAUAAUAUUUCUCCAUCAGCUGCAAGAUCUUCUACACCAGUACAGUCUGGCAUAGAUCAGUCUAGUAUUAACACAAGUCAUGCACCACCUUCUUAUGCUGGUAGCUCAUCAAUUGGCUCAAGACCAAAUGUGACGGUAGGAACUUUGCCAAACCAACCAAGGGCUGCAGAUUUACAUUCACAUAACAGUUCCUUUUCGAGAAAUGUGUCUAACCCACAUCCCAUGAGUGUUAAACCAGAACCUCCUGCAACAAUUCCACGCCCAUCAUUUAGUACUCAUGCUCCUCCUCAAGCUGCUCAUCAGCAACCACCUCCAAUGUAUACAAAUAGAGGGCCCAUAUCUAGAAAUGAAGCCCCAUCUAAGAUUAUUCCAAUUGCUGCUUUAAGCCCAUUUAUGGGUAAAUGGACAAUUAAGGCCAGAGUUACCGCAAAGGGAGAUCUUCGACACUACAAUAAUCCUCGAGGAGAUGGUAAAGUGUUUGCCUUUGAUCUUCUCGAUUCUGACGGUGGUGAAAUUAAAGUCACAUGCUUUAACGCUGUUGCUGACCAAUUCUACAAUCAAAUCGAAACUGGUAAAGUUUAUCUUAUUUCAAAAGCAUCCUUAAAGCCUGCUCAGAAAAUGUUCAAUCACCUCCGAAAUGAAUAUGAGAUCUUCCUUGACAUUACUUCAACGGUUGAACCUUUUCACGAGGAUAAUACAAUCCCACAACAACAGUUCCAUUUCUGUCCACUAAGUGACAUUGAGAAUAUGGAGGCCAACAGUGUAACUGAUGUCAUUGGUGUGGUUUGCUUUAUCAGUGCCUCUUCAUCACUAAUGAGGAAAAAUGGAACCGAAACUCAUAAAAGAGUUCUCCAACUAAAGGACAUAUCUGGUAGAAGUAUUGAACUGACUUUAUGGGGAAACUUCUGCAAUGCAGAAGGUCUUGAACUACAAAACAUAUGUGAUUCUGGUGCAUCGCCCAUUCUUGCUGUGAAAGCAGCUAGGGUUAGUGAUUUUAGUGGGAAGACUAUCGGAACUAUAUCUACAAGCCAGUUGUUCAUUAAUCCUGAUUUCCCAGAAGCUCACAAACUAAAAGAUUGGUUUGAAAAGGAAGGGAAGAACACUCCAUCGAUAUCGAUAUCCAAAGGGAUUUCAAACACAGGAAGAAUGGAUGUCAGGAAAACCAUAACCCAGAUUAAAGAUGAGAAGCUGGGAACAUCCGAAAAGCCAGAUUGGAUAACAAUAAGUGCGACUAUAUCGUUCAUAAAAGUCGAUAACUUCUGCUAUACAGCAUGCCCGAUCAUGAUUGGAGAUAGACAAUGCAGCAAAAAGGUUACUAACAACGGAGAUGGGAAAUGGCGAUGCGAAAGGUGCGAUCAAUCAGUAGACGAGUGUGAUUAUCGAUACAUUCUCCAGUUCCAGAUUCAAGAUCACACAGGAUUAACAUGGGUAACUUCGUUUCAAGAGACUGGCGAGGAUAUAAUGGGUAUUUCCGCCAAGAACCUCUACUACUUGAAAUACGAAGAACAGGAAGAAGAAAAAUUCUCUGAGAUUGUUCACAACGUACUGUUUAACAAGUACAUGUUCAAGCUGAAAGUGAAGGAGGAAGUUUAUAGCGACGAACAGCGUGUGAAGUCUACAGUCGUGAAAGCAGAAAAGCUAGACUUUUUAUCCGAAUCAAAGUUUCUUCUCGAUUUAUUAAUGGAUAAAGAAAAAGUGGGUGUUUCCAAUUCAGUGCCUCCUAAAUUCAAUGAAAGUGCCCCGGUUAUGAAUAGAACAGUUGAGAAUACUUGGUCUGGUCCAAGUGUUCCGAAUUACUCAUCAAACAAAAAUUUGGGUCAAUUUGGCGGGUCUUCUUAUUCUUCUUCUUCUGGUUUGUCUAUGAAUUGUAACAGCUGUGGCGGUUCAGGUCAUUCAUCGGCAACAUGCCCUAGCUUUCUGAAUAGUCAGGGACAGUCUUAUGGCGGCGGGUUUGCUAAUAAUAAUAAUAAUAACAACAAUAGUAGGGUUUCUGGUGGUGGAUCUGGAGAAUGUUUCAAAUGUCAUCAAACUGGUCAUUGGGCUAGAGAUUGUCCAGGAACAAACAAUGCUGCUGCUGCUGGAAGAUAUGAUGGCGGUUCUAGGCAAAGAGUUGGGUACUAAGUAACAUAUGGGUUAAAUGGAUUAGGUUUUUGGUUUUGGUUUUGGAUCUGGGUCUGGUCAAGGUUUCUUAAUUUGUGUGUACAGACUUUAUGAGUUUGGGAUGUAAGCUAAAGGUUUGUGCAAGAAACUUUUCUACAUUGCAUGUUUAAUUCU
Messenger RNA from Impatiens glandulifera, 2743 nucleotides. RefSeq names its product replication protein A 70 kDa DNA-binding subunit A-like. NCBI's taxonomy places the organism in Eukaryota, Viridiplantae, Streptophyta, Magnoliopsida, Ericales, Balsaminaceae. Gene Ontology annotation, biological process: telomere maintenance via telomerase; double-strand break repair via homologous recombination; DNA replication. The transcript has 2 exons. The coding region runs from base 125 to 2590 and encodes 821 amino acids. Gene Ontology annotation, cellular component: nucleus; DNA replication factor A complex. The record is from RefSeq and is a predicted model, not a curated record. Gene Ontology annotation, molecular function: single-stranded telomeric DNA binding; damaged DNA binding; zinc ion binding.